Molecule: messenger RNA, 1507 nt
Organism: Temnothorax curvispinosus
Lineage: Eukaryota; Metazoa; Arthropoda; Insecta; Hymenoptera; Formicidae
Gene: RpIIIC53
Product: DNA-directed RNA polymerase III subunit RPC4
Exons: 7
Coding region: 235-1413 (392 amino acids)
Biological process (GO): transcription by RNA polymerase III
Cellular component (GO): RNA polymerase III complex
Molecular function (GO): DNA binding
Source: RefSeq, a predicted model, not a curated record
GCUAAACACAUCGAGCGUGGUAGGGCACGUGGAAAAUACUGUGCAUAAAGAAAUUCGCACUGUGCGUAACCUCGAUGCAAACUUCAGAACAAAAUGCUGAUCAAUCCUGAAAGAUAAAUCUAUGGACGUGUCAGAACAUAGAGAAUAAAAGAAAGAGAAUCGUGCUGUGUUUGGAAACGGGAGCACACGGACGUAUGUACUGCUUUAUUAACAAAUAGAAGACCGUCUGUGAACAUGGCUUCAAACGGUUCGAACGAUGCCCUUCACGCGAACGUGCGAGUGAAGAUAGAACCUGGCACGUCUGUAUCGUCGGAGCCGUCGACCUCGUCGCUUUUGGAAAGGGUGACGAACAUCAAAAUGGAGCCAGGCUUACCCACGACCACGCAGAGGCUGACGUCCUACCGGCUGCCGCGGGACCUGACCCUGGGUGGAAACAUUAAGACUGAAAAACCGAAGAAGGUGUACACGCCAAAUCUCAACGUUCAAAGGAAUAAGAAAAAGGACGAUCCAGCGAUCUCGGUCAAAACCGAGCAGGCGAGAUCGAGAAACAGCGAUCGCGGAAGGGAACGAGGGAGAGGUGACAGAGGACGUGGACGAGGAGACAAAGCAAAUAUAAUACAGUCCGUUGGUGUAUGGUCGGAAGGAAUAUAUACGGCACCUACCGCACCUAGAAAAUUUGAUGGUCCUAGAACUUCCAGUAGCACAGGAAGUGCUACAAGACGUCUGGUGAAACCAAAAUUAAUUAAAAGUAAGAUUAUCGAUAAAAUAGAAGAAGAGAAGAAAUUACAGAGUCUGUCAGGAGAUGAUUUUAUCGAGGAUGACCCUUAUACUGAUGCUGAUGAAAAGAUGUGUCCUCUUACACUGCCACGAGUUAAAAAGGAUAUAUAUGAUGGGACUGAUAAUGACAAGACCGAUAACAAACCGACCAUCUCAGAAAAUGGUGAAGCCGUAAAUAUAGAAAAAAGAAAGGAAAGCGAGCAAGACAAAAAGGAAGAAAUCACAAUUUCUAAAAAAAUAAUUUCUCAAAUAAUCGAAAACAAGGCCAAUUCCUAUACAUUAAUACAGUUUCCAGAAUCUCUGCCAGGUCUGGAAUCUAAUAGAGAGGAAGCAGGAUCAAAACCAAAUACAAGUACUCGUAGUGAUAGUAAAGCAAAAACCGAGCGUUGUACCUUAAAAGGUUUAAGAGAUGGUCUUUUAGGCAAACUCGAAAUUUUAAAAUCGGGUAAAACGAGAUUACGUAUUGGCGAGAUGUGUUUUUUUGUCGAUAUUGGAGCGCAGCAACGUUUUCAACAGGACCUUUUAGCUGUAAAAAUAGACGCUGCAUCACAAACCGGUGAUCUUAUCAAUCUUGGCCCAGUGAAUAACAAAUUAAUUUGUUCGCCAGACUUGGAAUCCGUGUUAGAAAAUUCGUAAGAUUCUGUAAAUGUGUAUUAUUUUAAAUAUAUUUAUACAAAAGGAUGUUGAGUUGUAGGAAAUUUAUGAACAAUACACAUAAUGCGAAUUAUAA